This is a messenger RNA of Condylura cristata (star-nosed mole), 1667 nucleotides long. It is a transcript of the gene LAG3, whose product is annotated as lymphocyte-activation gene 3. NCBI's taxonomy places the organism in Eukaryota, Metazoa, Chordata, Mammalia, Eulipotyphla, Talpidae. Bases 1 to 1626 code for a protein of 541 amino acids. The record is from RefSeq and is a predicted model, not a curated record. Gene Ontology annotation, molecular function: MHC class II protein binding; transmembrane signaling receptor activity. The transcript is spliced from 8 exons.
AUGUGGGAGGCGUGGUUCCUGGUCUUGCUGCUGGAGCAACUGCUGUGGGUGGCUCCAGUGGGGGCUUCAGGGCAUGAGGCAGAGGUGCAGUUGGUGUGGGCUGAGGAGGGGGCACCUGUCCAGCUCCCCUGCAGCUCCACCAUCCCCCUCCAAGAUCUCAGCCGUCAGCGGACAGAAGUCACUUGGCAGCACCUCCCAGACUGGGGCCCGCCGGGCGCUGCCCCCAGCCCUCCCCCGGCGCUCCGCCGCGGCCCCGCUGCGCCCUCCGGGCUGGGGACGGGGCCGCGCGGCUACACGGUGCUGAGGCUGACUCCCGGGGGCCUGCGCAGCGGAAGGCCGCCCCUGCAGCCUCGCGUGCAGCUGCGAGAGCGGGGGCUCCGGCGCGGGGACUUCUCGCUGUGGCUGCGCCCCGCGCAGCGCGCUGAUGCCGGCGAGUACCGCGCCACGGUGCGCCUCCGGCACCGGGACCAGAACCGCGACCGCGUCUUCGCCUGCCGCCUCCAUCUGCGCGUGGGUCAGGCCCAGAUGACAGCCACCCCCCCAGGAUCUCUCAGGACCAAUGAUUGGGUCAUUUUGAACUGCUCCUUCAGCCGCCCUGACCUCCCAGCCUCUGUGCGCUGGUUCAGAGGCCCGGGCAGAGCUCCUGUUGAGAAGUCCCCUGAGCACCAUUUUGCUGGAAGCCUCCUCUUCCUGCCCCAAGUCAGCCCCUUGGACUCUGGACCUUGGGGAUGCAUGCUCAGCUACAGAGAUGGCUUCAGUGUCGUCGUCACAUACAACCUCACUGUCCUUGGUCUGGAGCCCCCAGUGCCUCUGACAGUAUAUGCAGCAGCAGGUUCUGUGGUAGAGCUGCCCUGCCGCCUACCUCUUGGGGUGGGGAGCCAGUUUCCUGUCACUGCCAAGUGGACCCCUCCCAGCCCAGGCCCUGACCUCGUGGUGACUGAAAACAGCGGCAACUUUACCCUUCGCUUAGAGGCUGUGAGCCAGGCCCAGGCUGGGACCUACACCUGCCAUGUACAUCUGCAGAGGCAGAAGCUCAGUGCCACUGUCACCUUGGCAGUCAUCACAGUGACUCUUAAAUCCUUUGGGUUACCUGGCAACUUGGGAAAACUACUUUGCGAGGUGACUCCGGCAUCUGGACAGGAGCGCUUUGUCUGGAGCCUGCUGGACCAGCAGUCUUGGAGGAGUUCCCCAGGACCCUGGCUGCCUGUGCAGGAAGCCAGUCUUCUUUCCCAGCCCUGGCAGUGCCAACUGUACCAGGGGGAGAGGCUUCUUGGAACAGCGGAGUACUUCACUGAGCUCUUUGGCCCAGGUCCUCAACGCUUGGGGGGAACCCUAGGUACCCUAAAAACAGGUCAUCUCUCUCUCUUCCUCAUCCUCGGUGCCCUCUUUCUGUUUGUUUUGAUGACUGGAGCCUUUGGCUUUCACCUCUGGAGAAAACUGCAAUGGCGACCAAGAAGAUUCUCAGCCUUGGAGCAUGGGAUUCACCCACCUCAGGCUCAGAGCAAGACAGGCGGGCUGGAGCAGGAAGAACCGGAGCCGGAACUAGAUCAGGAAGAAGCAGGGCCAGGGCAAGAGUCCGAGCCGGAACUGGUACCGGAGGUGACACUGGAGCCAGAACUGCCCUGACCUGGAGCUGAGGCACCAGCCCUUCCCCUCCUGCAGCCCCU